Molecule: messenger RNA, 624 nt
Organism: Haemonchus placei
Lineage: Eukaryota; Metazoa; Nematoda; Chromadorea; Rhabditida; Trichostrongylidae
Source: the annotation of a GenBank genome assembly
AUGAAGAAAAGGAAGAAACCCAAGAAACAUAAGAAGUCUGUUGGCAGAAGACCGAAUACUGUGGCAAAGAAUACACAUUUGGCCAAGGGAUCUGCUGCUGAAGCAGUUCCAGUCGCCAAAAAUACAACCACGAUGAACGCUAUACAGAAAGCUUGUCAGUCAACUUUUGUGCAAGCUGCUGUGCAGGGAGCGAGUAAACUUCCUCACAUAGAAAGAGUUGCCAACAAAAUGCUAUUGCCCGCGGCAAUCGCCAUUGAUUCCGUCCGAUUGGGAAUGUCCAUUCAACAGGACAUUGAUCAAGAAAAUAAAAUUCCAAAAAACACUGUCAAGAGCGCAUCGUCGAUUGCUGGAGGAUGGAGUGCUGGAUAUGGAGGAGCUGUUGGAGGAGCGACUGCUGGUACCGCUAUUUUCCCUGGAGUAGGAACGGUUAUUGGAGGAGUGGUGGGGGGCGUCGUUGGCGCUGUCGGUGGUUCCCUUGCUGGAGAGAAGAUAGCUGAGAAAGUUAUGGACCAAAUUGACCAGGGUGGGAAACCUAAUGAAGAAGAGCAAUUCACCGCGAAGACUGUUUCUGGUAUUGGCCAGGAUAGUGACUCAUACUCGUCAGAAGAAGAAAUUACCGAAUAG